Odocoileus virginianus texanus is the source of this 3293-nucleotide messenger RNA. RefSeq names its product developing brain homeobox 2 (gene DBX2). Lineage: Eukaryota; Metazoa; Chordata; Mammalia; Artiodactyla; Cervidae. Gene Ontology annotation, biological process: regulation of transcription by RNA polymerase II. The record is from RefSeq and is a predicted model, not a curated record. Gene Ontology annotation, molecular function: DNA binding; DNA-binding transcription factor activity, RNA polymerase II-specific.
CUGGGUGACACGAAUGGAUGGGUUGGACACACCUUCCAGCCUACUAGGCAAAAAAAAAGCCCGGAUCUGCAUAGACAGCGGGAGGGACUCCCCUGGGGCCCGCAGAGCCUACGCCGCGGGCCGGGGAAAAGCGCAGCUCCCCCUCCCACAUUCACUCCUCCCCGCUUUAAAAAAAACAACGCUCAGCGCAAAUAAAUAAUAUCGUCCCCAGCCCGCCAGGGCCCUCGUGGUCCUCGCCUCCUCUGCCGGCUGAGCGCGUUCCAGCGCGGCGGGAGGCGAGCGCGCAGAGGCCCCGGCGCGCAUCAUGCUCCCCAGCGCCGUGGCGGCCCACGCCGGCGCCUACUGGGACGUGGUGGCUUCCUCCUCGCUCCUGAACUUCCCCGCCGCGCCGGGCUUUGGCAACCUGGGCAAGAGUUUCCUGAUCGAGAACUUGCUGCGGGCUGGAGGUGCCCCGCCGCUCGGACUACCACCGCCCCAGCACCACGGCUCGGCAGCGGCUCUCGGCGCUGGCGCGCAGGUCCGGCCCCUGCCGGCCAGCCCGGUUCCCCUCAAGUUGUGCCCGGCGGCAGAACCAGUAAGCCCCGGCGGGGCGCCCUACGGCACCCGUUGGGCGUUUCAAGUGCUCAGCCCCUCGGCGGACGGCGCCCGGCUGCCGGGCCGGGCUCCGGGGGACCCGGACUGUGCCUUCCAGCCACCAGCCCCAGCGCCUUCCAAGCCUUUUUUUCUGAGCGCCCCGCCAUUCUACUCAGCAUGCUGCGGUGGGUCCUGUCGGCGCCCCACAUCCCCCACUGCUUUUGCAAGAGAAGAGAGUGUACUGCCUCUUCUGACACAAGAAUCUACAUCCAAAGCUCGGAGGGGCAUUUUAAGAAGAGCUGUCUUUUCUGAGGACCAGAGAAAGGCUCUGGAGAAAAUGUUUCAGAAGCAGAAAUAUAUCAGCAAAACAGACCGAAAGAAACUUGCCAUCAACUUGGGACUAAAAGAAUCACAGGUGAAAAUCUGGUUUCAGAACAGAAGAAUGAAAUGGCGGAAUUCCAAAGAAAAGGAAGUGCUUUCCAACAGGUGUCUCCAAGAAGUAGUCCUUCAAGAGGACCCCCUCUCGCGAUCGGCUCUAGGUUUCCCUUCUCCAUGUGCUUCACUCUGGGAAGUCUCCCAGCAGCAUUCGAGUCCGGGAUGGAGGGAGAAUUCGCCUGAACCCUCAGAGAGACUAAUCCAGGAGAGUCCAGGGGCAGACGCACUGCCCCCAGAAGCAAAGUCACUGCAAGGUGCCUUGUAUUUGUGUUCUGAAGAAGACGCAAGAGACAAGGGUGUACUACCUGGCACAGUGUGAAUGGACACAGUCUGCCAUGUUGACUUAAAAGGACGCUUGAUUAAUAACAUUUGGGCUCUAAAGCCUGCUAGCUUGUGCCUCAUCAGUGCCUAAAACCUAAUACCUUAGGAGUGAAACAUGGACUAAUGUUUUAGGAAACCCUCUCCAGUGUUCCCUUCUUUGGGUCCUAGACUCAGACUUAGUUUGUAAGUGGAACAGAAUCUUCUGGAAAUUGCGAUGAAACUAAAAAAACCCAAGAGUAAUAGUUGACUCAGUUGCUGCUCUGAGUUUGUGCAUAUGUGCUUGUGUCUCUAUGUAUGUAUAUAUAUAAAUAGUCAUUAAAAAUACAUUAGUAGAAACUAGUUCCUUUCUAUAUAGUGCAUUGAGCAAAUUCACUUCCUUUUAUAUGAAGAAAAACCAACGAUGGACUGAAUGUCUUUAAUUUUUUAAAAAUUAUGUGAAAUUUGGACUUUAGUGCAGAUUUUCAUAUCAAUAGAAUAUGUUUUUUAAAAUUCUCUAUUUUCUGGCUUCUUUCAAUAUCAAGCUAUAAAUCAUUUUUAACAACUCAACUCAGCAGUCCUAAUCAAAUGUGCCACUGUUAGGUACAUACAUUGAAAGUAUGUAUUUAAAAUUAGUCCAACAGGCAAACCAGAAGAAUUUCUGAGUGUGACUGUUAGUAUCUUUAAUUUUCCAGGCUCUGGACUUCAGGCUGUCAGUAAUGGAGGUACCUAUUUAACUGCUGAUUAUCAUAUGAUCUCUUUUCUGUAAUGAUGGGCCUUAAUCAGGUUUUGCUGAAUAAAAUGCCUUUAAGGGCACAUCAGGUAAAUAGAGGGCAUGGCCCACCUAAAGAUCUGUGAGUUUAAUAAUUGUUGAAAUACUGUGUUGGCUGAACAAACAUCUGUGCCAAGAAGUUUGUGACCUCUGGCUAAGACUUAAGUGUCACAGUUCUUAAAUGUUCCCAACAGGACUUCAAAACCCAACACUGAUGGAAUCUAGUGAUUUCUAUUUGCACUUCUGGUUAUAGACUAAAUUUUCCACUUAGGUGGUGUACACUAUAAUAUUAGGUUAUUUUUAUGUAUUAACAAAUACCACACAGAUGUUUUAUGUUUUUUGAGUACUGUGAAAUAGUAUUAUUAUAAAAUUUCAUUUCUGGUAAUGAUUUGCUUAGUUCAGCUAGAAUUUUUUAUUCUAGGUCCAAGAAAAAAUUAUGCUUCACUUUGAAGGAAAUGAGGCAGAAAAAGGAAAUGAUGUGAUUUGGAAGUAGGUUAUUAUAAUCUGUGGACAAGAAACAUUAUUAGAAGUUCAUGAUGUGAAAUUUUGUUAGAAAGCUACACAGAGAGAGUGACUUCUAAUUUGCUUACAUUUUUAGCUAUUGGCUUUGAGGGUUUAGAGUUUUAACAAAGUAGUAUUUCUGAAGAUAACAAUUUUGUCAACAUGAAAUUAUUUUGUGUGAAUGGAAUUUGAUUUGGUGUAUGAUAGCUUAUGUCUUUAUCUUUUGCUUGCAAAUCAUCUCAGAAGACUCAAUCCCUCUUUGUGGGAAGUGGAGGCAAGGGUCUGCUGUCAACAAUUUCAAUUUUGAAACCUGUCUUAGAAUGAGUUUUAGUAUGAUUUCUUUUAUUUAUAUAAUGUUAACCUCAUUUACAUUUAUUGGGUCCUUUCUAUGUACUGGAGACUAUGCUAAACCUUUAGGAGGGAUUAACUCAUUUAAUCCUCAUGACAAUGACCUAAUAAAGUAUUGGGACUAUUACUUAUAGGAUUCUUGUUACCUAGACAAGGGACCUGGAACAGUACGGUUAGGGUAAUUUGCCCAAGGUCAUGAGGUUAAUAAAUGGAAUUUGACCCCUGGCAGUCAAAUUUCAACUCUUGAAGUUUAACCAACCAUUUGUGGGUGUAUACCACUGUGAAUGUAUUCACCUAGUUAUGGGAUGCAUUGUAAGACAUACAUUUUGAAGACUGAAAUGAAAUUUAUUAAAGAAAUUCAGAAACA